CCCUGGGCCCGCCCCCGAGCCGGAGCGGACAUCUCAUUGAUCAGAUUAGGCCGGCUCGGGGCGGGGAUUGGCUGAUUGGCAUAAAGCUGUGGGCCAGCCAGUCUGGAAGGCUGAGGAGCUGGGGAAGGUUCCUGCUGUCGUGCGGCCGAGCAUGCUUUAUGGACCAUGUGCUGCUAUGUAUGCCUGAAGUACUUGAAAUGCAAAUUUGGGUUGACUUGGCCAUCUAAAUGCUUGGCUGGAUUAAGUGCCUGGUGAGGAUGGUUUUUCAGCAAGUUGGAGUCAGUAUGCAGUCGGUCCUUUGGUCUGGAAAACCGUAUGGUUCUUCUCGAAGUAUUGUAAGGAAAAUCGGUACUAACUUAUCUCUGAUUCAGUGUCCAAGAGUUCAGUUUCAGCUUACCAGCCAUGCAGCAGAAUGGAGUCCUAAGCACCCAGGAGAGGAUGUGGUGGCAUCUUUUGCUGAUGUUGGAUGGGUAGCUACAGAAGAAGGAGAGUGCUCAACAAGAUGCAGGGCAGAGGUCAGAUCCAAGCCUUCCCUUCAGGAUGACCUUCCUUGUUUUGAGACGCCCCCAAGCAGGCACAUCUCCUUACCAAACUUGUCUCAAGAAGAGCCUCCUCUGAAGACACUGGCCAACGAAGAAGCCCUGCAGAAAAUCUCUGCACUUGAAAAUGAACUCGCUGCCCUUAGAGCACAAAUUGCCAAAAUUGUGACCCUACAGGAGCAACAGAGUCUCAGUACAGGUAACUUAGGUUCUGCCACAUGUGUUACCAUAGCACCACCUCCUCCUCCACCACCUCCGCCCCCACCUCCCCCUCCACUUGAGCUCCACCAAGGUAUGUCUGCUAUUGAUCUCAUUAAGGAGCGAAGACAGCAGAAACUCAAUGUUGGAAAGAUUUCAGCUAAGAAUAACCCAAAGAAGCCCGACAUGCCAAAUAUGCUAGAGAUCCUUAAAGAUAUGAACAGUGUAAAGCUUCGGUCAGUCAAGAGGUCAGAGAAAGAUGUAAAGCCCAGGCCAGUGGAUGCUACUGACCCUGCUGCCCUCAUAGCAGAGGCUCUGAAAAAGAAGUUUGCUCAUCGCUAUCAAAGCAAUAGUAAUAGCCAAGGUGAUGCUGAAAGAGGAAUUCCAAAGCUGGACUCAGAGGCAACCUCAGAAACAGCUCUGUUUGGCCCACAUAUAUUGAAGUCUACUGGGAAAAUGAAGGCGUUAAUUGAAAAUGUUCCAGACUCUUAAUGGACAAUGAGCUCAGAAAGACUCCUGGUUUACCUGUUGACUUGCGAGAGCUGAGUCUGGAUAGUAGCAAUCAACAGUACUUAGUAAAUACCUGACUUUAACACUCAGUGGUCUCCUUGUUAGCCUUGUUAGAAGACUAAGCAGUAGUGAAGGCACCCAAUGCUUGGUUUGCUUCUAUGAGAUGGCCAGUUCUGCAGUUCUGCUUAACACACAUAUUUAAUCGGUAGCCAGGGUUUGUUUCCAACCUUGAAAAUACUUCCACAACAUGGAAACAGUAUUUGUGGAAGUUACUGUACAUUUUCAAUUCUUAACUAAUUUAUCUGUGCAAAGGUUUUAUAUGGGUAUAUUUGGACACAAAAGUUUAUGUAAAAAUUCAUAAUGACAUCAGUGAGGGGGCUGUCAUCUUCAUUGAUCACUUACUGUUCAAUGACGAACAACUGGUAUAGCUUGUAUUGAAGUAAAAUAUUGGAGAUGGGAAUGCCUUGCACAGGACUCAUACAUGUCCUCAUGUUUUUUGGAGCCGAGUUUACAUAAGAAGCAGUGUGUACUGCUGAUCUCCAUGUUGCUUUCUGUUAGAGGGAAAGUGAGGAGCGGGAAUACUGCCCACACCUCAUUGUCACAAGUAAAAGCCAGAAUGUAUCAUCUUUCUUUUCAGUUUAAUAAAUGGCCUCAUAAAGAUGACUUGUUACUAGGUUAACAGUACUUCUAGUAAUGUUAGCAUAAUAGGGUUUAAACAUUCUUUAAAUAUUGGUCAAAAGGUCCUUUAUAAUGAGACAUUACUGAAAAGGCAAGUAAAUUUCCUUUAAGUUAUUGACCAUUGGUCAGCCGAUGAAUGACAUUAUGCAGUAUAAACUUUAGGUGCUAUUAGAAAGUAGAAUCCGGUCUUUCUCAUCUUGGACAUCUCAUGGAAGGACUUGUUAGAUUCAUUUUCAAGUGCUUACUAAGUUUUCAUGAUUUUCUCUUUCUGAUAAACUCCAGUGUCAUUAAUGCCAGACUCUCUACUGUGUAUUUGGAUUAUUUAAAUCUAGAAAAUAGUUUCUCCUGGGAGAAUUAAGGGAUGGGAAAUGUAGAUCUUUUUAAGUUAUUUGAAAAUUUGUGCUCGAAACAUUAACACAAAUUGAGCUAUUUUUUUCAUAGUUCACUCAGUUUAAAUUGUGGUACGUUGCUUGAUGCAUAUUGUUUCAAAACGUUUUAUAUGGUUUGAAAACUCUGCCUUUUCAGAAAUUCAGAAAAUUUGCCUGAGAUAUGUUUUGACCUAAGAAAUUUAUAUUUGUAUCAGUACUGAAUUUUGGCUAGUGCUCCAAUAUAUGAAAGUUACUAUUUUAAAAUAAAGCAAACUGUUGAAUUUUC
Messenger RNA from Nannospalax galili (Upper Galilee mountains blind mole rat), 2579 nucleotides. RefSeq names its product mitochondrial fission regulator 1 (gene Mtfr1). The coding region runs from base 228 to 1229 and encodes 333 amino acids. Gene Ontology annotation, biological process: aerobic respiration; mitochondrial fission. Gene Ontology annotation, cellular component: mitochondrion. The record is from RefSeq and is a predicted model, not a curated record. The transcript is spliced from 8 exons. Lineage: Eukaryota; Metazoa; Chordata; Mammalia; Rodentia; Spalacidae.